GUGCGGGGAGGGGCGCGAGGCGUAUCCCGACGAGCCGCCGCGCCACCGCAGCGUCCCGCGGUCGCCGCCGCCUGCAGCCUUCAUCCCUUUCUCCCUUCGUCCCCCAGUGAGGACAUUCAGACCACUGGAGAAGAGACAAACAAGAACAGAAACUGGAGGCGUUCACAGUGACAGCAUUCUCUUAAGAGGAGAGAUGGCAGAAAUCAGUUCUCCAGUAAAUAUCAAGGAGAAGAUCAAUGCAAUCCGAUCAGUUGUUCCAAACAAAAGCAAUAAUGAAAUAGUUCUGGUGCUGCAGCAGUUUGAUAACAAUGUAGACAAGGCUGUCCAGGCUUUCAUAGAUGGUAGUGCAACUCAGGUUCUGAAAGAAUGGAAUAUGACAGGGAAAAAGAAGAAUAAUAGGAGAAAAAGAAGCAAAUCUAAACAGCACCAAGGCAACAAGGAUGCUAAAAAUAAGAGUGAUGGGUCUGAGAAGGCAUCUCAAGAGCCCCAGAGACCACCUGUCUGCCAUCUGAAUGGAUGCUCUAAGGAUAACCGUUGUGGUGAUUCUGCCAAUGAGAAACUGGAAACCUCUUCUCUGGAGAACAAAAGUUCACGAUUUGUAGCAUCAGCACCAGGCUGUCCAGAAACCACAGGCAAAGAACGUGAGCGUCAGAGAGUGUCUGUGGAGUUAAGCCCAAAGGCUGUGAAUGGAGUAGAACAGCACGAGCCUCUUCAGUCAUCAGUUCAAUUCCAGGGUAACCUAGGCAGGCCAAAGUCAAAAUCUUCCUCAGUUAAAUCAUCCAAUGCUACAAGCCAACUUGAAACAAAACCAGAUGAUUCAGUGAAAAAAAGAGGGCCAAACAUUGAAAAAUCAGUAAAAGACUUACAGCGUUGCACCGUUUCUCUAACUAGAUAUCGUAUGAUGAUCAAAGAGGAAGUAGAUAAUUCAGUGAAGAAGAUCAAAGCUGCUUUUGCAGAAUUACACAGCUGCAUCAUAGACAAAGAAGUGUCGUUAAUGGCAGAAAUUGACAAAGUUAAAGAAGAAGCCAUGGAAAUCCUGACUGCUCGGCAGAAGAAAGCAGAAGAGCUGAAGAGGCUGACAGAUCUAGCCAGUCAAAUGGCUGAAGCACAACUGUCUGAACUCAGGGCUGAAAUUAAGCACUUUGUGAGUGAACGGAAAUAUGAUGAAGAGCUAGGCAGGUCUGCCCGAUUUUCCUGUGACACAGAACAGCUGAAGACCCAAAUUCAGCUCUGUGGAGAGAUUUCUCAUCCAAAGAACAAUUAUUCCUCAAGAACACCAUGUAGUUCGGUGCUGUCUUCAUUGACCUCACAUGCAACAACUGGCAAACAAAAUACACACACUCGGAAGUCCUCUAGCAAUGCCAAGAACUCUGAUAAUAAAACAGCCAGCACUACUAAAGUACAAAGUCAUCAUUCUUCCAAUCCUACAGAAUCUUCUCCCCAGGGAAUUCCAACAAAUAAGCAGAAUGGGCCUUCUAGUCAAAGACGAAGAUUCAACCCACAGCACCAAAACGUCCGUCCCAAUGGAUCUCUUAAGCCACAAGGUGCCACUAACGAGGCAGAUCAAAAUAACGUAAGGAGUGGCUCCAGGUCUGAGCACAGAAGACAGCAGCACAACAAUUUCAGACCUAAAAAUAAAGGAGCUAUGAAAAAUCAGGAGUCUGCAACUGCAAGGACCACAGAGAAUGUGACGCAUCCAGAAAAGAGCCGGCGGAAGCAUCAUGCACCAGACACCACAGAUCACAGGCCUUUCCGAGGCGGUGUCGGCAGGGUGUCGCAAUGCAAUUUGUGCCCUGCAAGAAUGGAGGUCUCUGCUGAUACCACUGUUCUUUCAGUGCCAGCUGUGACUUUGGUGGCUUAAAAUGUCACAGUGAAGGCAGGCAGAAAAAUAUUCUCAUUUUAUCUUCUUCCUCAAGAUGCUUGUUGGUGAAGAAAAUAAAUCGGAACAGUCAUUUUAAAUCUGUUGCUGCUUAAAAGUUAUUGGUAUCUUCAUUAUUUACUAAUUAUCAAAAUUAAUGAUACUUUCAAAGCUUUGCCCAAUAUGUUCACAGUUGUUUUGUCGUGACAAUACAGAAUCUUACCAAAGCAGCAUAUACUACUUAGAAGAAUGAAAUUAGAUUGGAAAAAUAAACUCAAUUAAAUUCACAAUAGCAAAAGGUUUGUUGUAGAUAUGUGGUUAUGCAAUCAACAGUAUUGUUCUUUAGAGCAGCCUGUGUUAGAAAGAUCCCAGAGCACCUCUGUGCUGUGGUCUGCAAUGCAAUCAGAUAAUCUUUUAGAAUUUUCCUGCAGUCUUUAUUAUACACCUCUUUAUUUCUGUGCAUGUAUCUGUAUGUGCAUGUGUACGCACACGUACAUACAUACACAUGCAUGCACACAGUAUUGUUACAUACAAGAACAUUUCAAAAAGCAGCACAUUUGAUUUUAGCUUAUUAUUCCAUAAACUGAGAUCUUUAGACUUGCCUAUAAAUUGUACUGAAUGUAUUACAUAUUGGUAUUUUUCAUUGACAAACUAUUUUUAUGAAAAUGCUCAUUUUGUUCAAGUUUAGAGUAUAUAUAGUCAUGGCUAUUCAGAUGCACAGCCCUAUUCUCCAUCCUUAUCAGCCAUUUUUCUAUGAGUAGUUGGAUUUAUUUUUUUGCAUAUGAAAAGUCACAGGUGUUCUAGACUUGAAUCCAGAUUAUUUUUCUAUAUUUUUUGCUCUAGGAACCAUCUGUCCUUAAUGAGAGCUAUGACUAAUAAACUUGUUACAGCAACAUGCAGCAGAAUAUGGAGAUGCAUAUUUGGGCAGAUACUACAUCCUUGUGAGUUUUCUAUUAAAAUAAAAUCUUAGUGUUAAUGUUCUGAUUAUGUAUUUCAGAAAACUUGUUUCUUCCAAAAAAAUUAAAAUCUUCUUUCUAAAACA
Molecule: messenger RNA, 2900 nt
Organism: Lagopus muta (rock ptarmigan)
Lineage: Eukaryota; Metazoa; Chordata; Aves; Galliformes; Phasianidae
Gene: SPATS2L
Product: spermatogenesis associated serine rich 2 like
Exons: 13
Coding region: 194-1861 (555 amino acids)
Cellular component (GO): cytoplasm
Molecular function (GO): protein binding
Source: RefSeq, a predicted model, not a curated record